Messenger RNA from Lecanosticta acicola, 1627 nucleotides. Lineage: Eukaryota; Fungi; Ascomycota; Dothideomycetes; Mycosphaerellales; Mycosphaerellaceae. The record is from the annotation of a GenBank genome assembly.
AUGCCUGACGCUCGCCCACUGGCCUCGCUGAGGGUAUGUUCGGUUCAUUAAUCACAUGAGCGUCUCCUCGGCUGAUUCUCUGCCAGUACGGUCAAUAUGAUGAACCUCCAGCGAGCUCCGAAUCGUCAACACCCCGCACACGCCGCAACCGCCUACAUCACGCCCUGAGAGCGACAGCAGACAUGGCUGCCAAUGAUCUGGCGGAGAUGGGCGCCCCGGCACACCCACCUGCCCCGAGGCGAUCUCUACUGGGCCCGCUGCAGCGGCGACGGCAACGAUCGCCAGGCUCAGAGCCCCGAGAACUUGGCAGCAGCGAAGAGACAAGGAGACGUAGGCCGAAACGUAGGAAGCUUGAUAACGACCUGUCUCCGCCUCCGAAGCAACCCAUCAAAUAUGGUCACUUUGGACAAGUGGAGCCAGGGAAAUUGAGACUCGAGAUCAUCAGCUGCGAUGGAGGCGAGCACAGAGAUCCUCGCUCUCCUAACACAUAUCUCGGUCCGCACAAUCUGCUAAGACACGAUAAGAGCGUAUACUGCUCCGAGAGACCCAGUAGCAGCAUCGUUCUGCGUCACGCGGACGAUACACCAUUCUGCCUGGAGAAACUACACAUUGUUGGUCCAGACAAUGGUUUUACUGCUCCGUACUUCUCUCUUUCUUGAUCCAUCCUGCUUACAUACUAACUUGCUACAGUGUUGCCGAGGGCCUCGUCUAUGUCUCAAUGUCACUCAACGAUCUAUCCAAGUAUAUGGACCCGCCGCCUCAUGCCCGGCUUGCGGGUGUACACAGCCCGCCUUACCGCACUCGUAGGAGCUUUAGGAACUCACCAGAGCGGAUAAGUCUCGCGGAUGCUCUGCGAGAUCCUGAGGUCAGCGCUGCACUUGAUGGAGGCCGAACGCGAGACUAUGCCAGCCGUGCUGACGCUGAGCAUGGUCUCUCCGAGGAGCCAUACUACGGCGAUGACUUCGGUUUCGGUCGCCACGAUGCCGAAGCUCAUUGUGACAUCCCUUCUUCUGCUGAUGCACCAGAUAUCGUCGUCGCGGCUGAAGAUGAACACACACCAGUAGCGCUACUCUCCGAUGAAGACCCAGGUCCCGAGGAGAGUACCGCUCAUGAUAUAAUCGAUUUUCGAUUUCAACGUAUGAUGGCGAUGCGGCAUCGCUUUGAAAUGGCGAAUUGGGACCGCGAAGAUCGCUUGGGUGGUGCCAGUAAUACCUAUGCUAACGAUAACGACCGCCAUCGAGACGGAUCGUGGGGUCUGCGUCACUUGGAUGCGAUGAUGGCUCGCUCAAGAAUGGCAGACUCUCCGCAACGAGACGACUCCGAUGAGCGGGAACGGAGCGAUCGACACGCCUAUAAUCCUGGACCCAGCUCGUACUAUCAUGCGACGAAUGACAAAGGUCCUGGGCUGGAGUAUUACGACGACGGGCUUAAUGAUCCCAACGUCACUCGCGCUCGCUUCCACAUUCGCCGCGAAAAGCACAAAGUGGCAAUCAAGUUUGACCCGCCUGUGUCGGGAAGAUUUAUUCUUCUGAAGUUGUGGGCCAACCGAAGCAAUGUCGAUGUGCAGAGCGUUAUCGCCAAGGGCUUCGGUGGAUCGAGGUUCUUUCCGGCGAUUGAAUUCAGGUGA